AUGUUCGCAGAAUCUAGUGGUUUUGAUAAGAAUUUUUUGCUUAUUUCGUAUACAAGCGAUGAACAUCAGGCAACAGAGCACGCUUGGUCUCAAAGUUCCUCGGGUUGUGAAGUGCAGUCUACCUCAUCUGACCAACAAAAUCAGGUAGCCGUUGUGCAAGCCUUAAUGGAUCUCGAUGCUUCUGCGCGCAUUUCGUAUCCCGGCGCCGAUGCAUGCUCAAAACAAAAUCUCGCAUUCGACGUACCUCAAAAGCUUGAAAGAAAGUCAUGCAACUGCGCGAAAUCCCAUUGUUUAAAGUUAUAUUGUGAGUGUUUCGCAAAGGGUCAGUCUUGUGAAGGUUGCAAUUGUUCGAAUUGCAUGAACAAUUUUAACUUUGAAGAUGAUCGAAGGAAGGCAAUCAAAUCAACACUUGAAAGAAAUCCACUAGCAUUUUAUCCAAAAAUAGGUAACGUUAGAAAUAUUGACGACUGUAUUCUAGGCUCCUCCGUAAGGAAACAUUCGAAAGGUUGUAAUUGUAAGAGAUCGAACUGCUUGAAGAAUUACUGUGAAUGCUACGAAACCUUUGCAAAUGUAGAGGAUGUAGAAAUUUUGUCAAACCUGUCCAUCCUGAUCCGGUCCAAAAUAUUGAAUCUGGGCACUUUUCUCGAUUUUGUAAAAGGUCAGCGAAUAAAGUUCUUCGCGGCAUGUAUUACAUCCGAAGUAAUUGAGGUCGCCUGCUCUUGCAUGCUUUCUCAGUUGCUUCUGGCCGAUCACCGUAAAAUGUCGGACACUGACCAAGAAUAUGUCGUACUUGCCGAGUUUGCUAAAUGUCUUGAUCACAUUUUGGAUUCCGUCAAUAAGCUUCGAAAUGCGCGAUUUUCUGUUGGAAACUACGGAAAAGAUGUGUUAGCUCUCUCCUCGUCCACUAAUCUGCCGGCAGCCGAAAAGGAUGUCGCUUGUGUAUAUCCCUCGUAUCCCUUAACAAGCGUUUCAUACACGUUGGCAUCGGAGUUUUCAACGUCACUACCUUAUCCUGCUGGCAACACCCCUGAUGACACGUGUGGCUCGGCUACUUUUCAGGGCGUUGUUUCAACGGAUCAGCCAUACGUUAAAUACGGUGAUUUUCCUGUCUCAUCAGAAAUGUCCAAGGUCUCGCUGCCCCAAUGUGAUCCUGAUUAUUCAACUUUCAAAAUGGUUUUGUCGCCAGGCGCGGGUGACGCACCCAAAGUUGUGGAAGUAUCCGAUCUAGCUGAAACGAUAAAGGUUGGGUCGAACGGUCAAACCGUUCUCAUGCCCUACGGCAUGCUCUCUCCAAGUCUAUCUGAAAUUCACAGUUAUCUCUUACCAGCAUCUUCACCACCACAACAACUGCCAGCUUACCCGCUUAAUCGCCAGACCUUCCUCAUGUCCUCUUCCACCGGUACUGUUUCAAGCGAAGAUGCUAUCUGUUAUCCCCUCACCUAUUCAACGGAGGCUGAUCUCGCUGCAGCCGCCAUAAGCACUGAAGUCGAUCCCACUCUCGCUGCUGACCGUCCCGAUGAUUGCGAUUAUGGCAACAAUGUCGAUGAGAAUGGUGGUGAUGAUUGCAUUGGAGCUGCUGAAGAAAGUUUCCAUCCGAACGCGCUUGAUCUGGCUUGCUACUCAUUUUCGACCCCUUUCGAUCUAACUCCAACGGAAUUUUAA
Messenger RNA from Echinococcus granulosus, 1662 nucleotides. RefSeq lists its product as hypothetical. Gene Ontology annotation, biological process: regulation of DNA-templated transcription. Bases 1 to 1662 code for a protein of 553 amino acids. The record is from RefSeq and is a predicted model, not a curated record. NCBI's taxonomy places the organism in Eukaryota, Metazoa, Platyhelminthes, Cestoda, Cyclophyllidea, Taeniidae. The transcript is spliced from 5 exons. Gene Ontology annotation, cellular component: nucleus.